UUCCGUUCUGUCUUCUUUCACAGUGACAGCUCCAGCAACUUUUCCCUGCACAUGCCGCUCAGAGGAAGUAUACAAUCUUCAAUCUCUCUCUCUCUCUCUCUCUCUCUCUCUCUCUGAGGAAAACGUCAAGACCUUGGAGACUUUAUCUCCUACCCACUCCUCCGCCUUCUUUCUCCCACAAGAACUUUCUAGAACUCGCAUAGCGCACGAUCAACAGAGUCACGGCUGAGGCACCAUGGACGGAGGUCUGUGCCUUCUUCCACAGCUCUUUCUUCGUCAUACAUUUUAGAAGCCUCUGCAAGUAUAAUGGAUAUCUGAGUUGGAUCGAAUCUCACAGUGCAGCCAUUCACCUCAGGGGCUCAAGCUCACUUUGCCGGUGAGGCUGCUGGAUGAAGCCAGGAAUCAGGAGGAACUUUGGAACAUUCUGAGGGACAUGUCCAACUGGCUGGAGAAUGGAUCUAAGCAGUGGUAACUGCACCGAGAGGAUGCUUCUGCUCGGGGUGGCCUCUAACCCCCACCAUGAUCUCCAAGAUCUCCGCCACAAGGGUAAAAUUGUCUUUCAGAAGACGCUUGGACGGUGUUUCAGCGGUCCAAACAGAGGGGCAAACUAUGCCAGCGGCACCAGAGCCCCUCCCUCUAGUGAGGCUCCUCCCCCUUGGUCUGAAAGCCCCUCCCGCUCCAGGCAGGCACACCCCCAGACUGCUAGUCUGUCCUGGCAGGCUGCGAUCAAUGCUGCGAGAAGCGCCAAGGGUGACAACCCCCAGACGAUGAGCGGGCAGUCGGUGGCAGGUUCCACACCUGUGGGUUCCCUGUCCCAGAGGAAAAGGCAGCAGUACGCCAAAAGCAAGAAGCAGGGCAGCUCCACCAACAGCAGGCCUCCACGGGCACUCUUCUGCCUCACCCUCAACAACCCUAUACGCAGGGCCUGCAUCAGUCUGGUGGAGUGGAAACCUUUUGAUAUCUUUAUAUUACUCUCUAUUUUUGCCAACUGUGUGGCCUUAGCUGUUUAUGUCCCUUUCCCUGAAGAUGAUUCCAAUUCAACCAAUCAUGACCUGGAAACAGUAGAAUAUGCCUUCCUGAUCAUUUUCACUAUAGAGACCUUUCUGAAGAUCAUAGCCUACGGACUGGUGAUGCACCAGAACUCCUAUGUUAGAAACGGCUGGAACAUGCUGGAUUUUGUAAUUGUCAUAGUGGGCCUGUUCAGCGUGGUCCUGGAAUUGAUGACCAAAGAAGGCGAUUCAAGCCAGUCUGGAGGGAAACCUGGCGGGUUUGAUGUUAAAGCCCUGCGAGCAUUCCGAGUGCUCCGCCCCCUCCGCCUCGUCUCAGGAGUGCCCAGUUUACAGGUAGUGCUGAACUCCAUCAUUAAAGCUAUGGUUCCUCUGCUGCACAUCGCUCUGCUUGUACUCUUUGUCAUCAUCAUCUAUGCCAUCAUAGGCCUGGAACUCUUCAUUGGAAAGAUGCAUUCCACCUGUUACAUAAACGGCACACGUACGUUAGCAGAAGAAGAACCUGCUCCAUGUUCAUUGUCAGGCCAUGGGCGCCACUGUACUGUUAAUGGCACCGUAUGUAAAGACGGCUGGCAGGGGCCCAACAAUGGCAUCACCAACUUUGACAACUUCCUGUUCGCUAUGCUCACGGUGUUCCAGUGUAUAACCAUGGAGGGCUGGACGGAAGUACUGUAUUGGAUGAAUGAUGCUAUGGGUUUUGAACUGCCAUGGGUCUACUUCGUCAGUCUGGUCAUUUUUGGUUCCUUCUUCGUCCUCAAUCUCGUUUUGGGUGUUCUCAGUGGAGAGUUCUCUAAAGAGCGAGAGAAGGCAAAGGCUCGCGGAGACUUCCAGAAGCUUCGGGAGAAGCAGCAGCUAGAGGAAGACCUGAAAGGCUACCUGGACUGGAUCACUCAGGCCGAGGACAUCGACCCUGAGAACGAUGAGGAAGGAGACCAGGAGGGUAAACGCAACCGGGUGACGAUGGCCGAUCUCACCCAGAAGAAGAAGGCAGGGAAGUCUGGCUGGUUCAGUCAGUCCACAGAGACUCAGGCGAGCAUGCCUACCAGUGAGACCGAAUCUGUUAACACGGACAACCCAAACGGAGAGGAUGACAAGGCCCGCUGCUGUGGACCCAUCUGUCAAAAAAUUACAAAGUCAAAGUUCAGUCGUAGCUGGCGACGGUGGAACAGGUUCUGCCGUCGGAAAUGCAGAGCAGCAGUUAAAUCUACCACCUUCUAUUGGCUGGUUAUUCUCCUGGUGUUCCUUAAUACUCUCACCAUAUCCUCAGAACACUACAACCAACCUGAGUGGCUCACCGAAGUACAAGAUGUGGCCAAUAAGGUGCUGUUGGCCAUGUUCACGUGUGAGAUGCUGAUUAAAAUGUACAGUCUGGGGCUGCAGGCGUAUUUUGUGUCUCUGUUCAACCGCUUCGACUGUUUCGUUGUGUGUGGUGGCAUCAUGGAGACCAUCCUGGUGGAGCUGGAGAUAAUGUCGCCUCUUGGCAUCUCCGUCUUCCGCUGCGUCCGUCUGCUUCGGAUCUUUAAGGUCACGCGUCACUGGGCAUCUCUGAGUAACUUAGUUGCAUCUCUGUUGAACUCCAUGAAGUCCAUUGCAUCCUUGUUGCUGCUGCUCUUCCUCUUCAUCAUCAUCUUCAGUCUGCUCGGCAUGCAGCUCUUCGGUGGAAAAUUUAACUUUGAUGAGACGGUGACCAAGAGGAGCACCUUUGACAACUUCCCUCAAGCCUUGCUCACUGUCUUUCAGAUCCUGACAGGUGAGGAUUGGAACACAGUAAUGUAUGAUGGGAUCAUGGCAUAUGGAGGCCCUUCUUCCUCUGGCAUGGUGGUGUGCAUUUACUUCAUCAUCCUCUUCAUCUGUGGAAACUACAUCCUGCUGAAUGUCUUCUUGGCCAUCGCUGUGGACAACCUGGCAGAUGCGGAGAGUCUGAACUCAGCACAGAAAGAGGAAGAGGAGAAGAACAAGAGGAGGAAGAGAGCCAGGAGUGGUAGCACAGACAAGAAAGAGGAGAAAAAGCCUGAAGGUCAAGAUGAAGAAACUAAGAUUCCAUUAGAGGAGCAGGCCACGGAUGAGGAGAGAGAAGCAGCAGUUCAAUCUAUAGGUGCACUGUGUGAGGAUGAUGAGGAUGAGCCUGAGGUUCCAUCAGGACCCCGUCCUCAGAGGCUGUCAGAGCUUAGCCUCAAAGAGAAGACUCCACCCAUUCCAGAGGGCAGCGCCUUCUUUAUCUUCAGCAGUACAAAUCCGAUCCGUGUGAGCUGCCAUCGUCUGAUCAACCACCAGAUUUUUACCAACCUCAUCCUCGUCUUCAUCAUGCUCAGCUCAGUGUCCCUGGCAGCUGAGGACCCCAUUAGGAGCUUCUCCACACGGAACAUCAUUCUUGGUUAUUUUGACUAUGCCUUCACGGCUAUCUUUACAGUAGAGAUCCUACUGAAGAUGACAGCUUUUGGGGCAUUUCUACACAAAGGAGCAUUCUGCAGAAACUACUUUAACCUGCUGGAUCUGCUGGUUGUUGGAGUCUCUUUGGUGUCCUUUGGGAUACAGUCCUCAGCCAUCUCUGUGGUGAAGAUUCUCAGAGUGCUGCGUGUGCUGAGGCCACUAAGAGCCAUCAACAGAGCCAAAGGACUGAAACAUGUCGUACAGUGUGUGUUUGUGGCCAUCAGAACCAUUGGCAACAUCAUGAUCGUCACCACUCUCUUGCAAUUCAUGUUCGCCUGUAUUGGGGUGCAGCUUUUCAAGGGGAAGUUCUACCGUUGCACAGAUGAAGCUAAGUCAAGUCCAGAAGAAUGCAAGGGGACUUACAUUUUGUAUAAUAUUGGCGAUAAUGCAUUGCCGCAAGUGCGGGAGAGGAUCUGGUACAACAGUGACUUUAACUUUGACAAUGUCCUGAUGGCUAUGAUGGCCCUCUUCACUGUGUCUACCUUUGAGGGCUGGCCAGCACUCUUAUACAAGGCCAUAGACUCAAACCGAGAGAACAUGGGGCCCAUCUACAACUACCGUGUAGAGAUUUCCAUCUUCUUCAUCAUUUACAUCAUCAUCAUUGCCUUUUUCAUGAUGAACAUCUUUGUGGGUUUCGUCAUUGUCACCUUCCAGGAACAGGGAGAGAAAGAGUAUAAGAACUGUGAGCUGGACAAAAACCAGCGUCAGUGUGUGGAGUAUGCUUUGAAAGCACGUCCAUUGCGGAGAUACAUUCCUAAGAACCGCUAUCAGUACAAGUUCUGGUAUGUGGUAAACUCCACUGGCUUUGAAUACGUCAUGUUCAUCCUCAUCAUCCUCAACACACUCUGCCUGGCCAUACAGCAUCAUGGCCAGUCUCAUCUCUUUAACUAUGCCAUGGACAUUCUCAACAUGGUGUUCACAGGAGUCUUCACAGUAGAAAUGAUCCUCAAACUCAUCGCCUUCAAACCCAGGGGUUAUUUUGGUGAUGCCUGGAAUGUGUUUGAUGCCCUGGUCGUGAUUGGCAGCGUAGUAGACAUCAUUCUGAGUCAGGUAGAUCAGACUGAAGCUCCCAUAGUUGUGGCAGUGGAGCAAGGGAAUACAGAGGACAGCGCUCGCAUUUCCAUCACAUUCUUUCGUUUAUUCCGAGUCAUGCGUUUGGUCAAAUUGCUGAGUAGAGGCGAGGGCAUUCGAACACUUCUCUGGACUUUCAUCAAGUCGUUUCAGGCUCUGCCCUAUGUUGCUUUGCUGAUAGCCAUGCUCUUCUUCAUCUAUGCUGUCAUUGGGAUGCAGGUGUUUGGGAAGAUUGCAAUGGUGGACGGCACCAGCAUCAACCGCAACAACAACUUCCAGACUUUUCCGCAAGCUGUACUCCUGCUGUUUAGGUGUGCUACAGGGGAGGCUUGGCAGGAGAUCAUGCUAGCAUGUUUGCCUGGUAAACUGUGUGACUCAGAGUCUGACUACAACCCUGGUGAAGAGAGAACCUGCGGCAGUGGUUUUGCAAUCAUUUAUUUCAUCAGUUUCUACAUGCUCUGUGCUUUCCUGAUCAUCAAUCUGUUUGUGGCUGUCAUCAUGGACAAUUUUGACUAUCUGACACGUGACUGGUCAAUCCUGGGACCCCAUCAUUUGGAUGAAUUCAAAAGGAUUUGGUCAGAAUAUGACCCAGAGGCUAAAGGCAGGAUUAAACACUUGGAUGUGGUGACAUUACUGCGUAGGAUCCAGCCACCACUAGGCUUUGGCAAACUGUGUCCCCACCGGGUGGCAUGCAAGAGGCUGGUGGCCAUGAAUAUGCCUCUAAACAGUGAUGGCACAGUCAUGUUCAACGCCACUCUCUUUGCUCUGGUCAGAACUGCACUGAAGAUCAAGACCGAAGGAAAUUUGGAACAGGCCAAUGAGGAAUUGAGGGCUGUAAUCAAGAAAAUCUGGAAGAGAACUAGUAUAAAACUCCUGGAUCAAGUGGUCCCCCCUGCAGGAGAUGACGAGGUAACAGUGGGGAAGUUCUAUGCCACUUUCCUGAUACAGGACUACUUUAGGAAAUUCAAGAAACGCAAAGAGCUAGGUCUUGUGGGACGGCACAACACCAACUUGAACACUACCAUUGCGCUACAGGCUGGUCUUCGCACACUACAUGAUAUCGGCCCUGAGAUUCGCAGAGCCAUAUCCUGUGACUUACAAGAUGAAGGCCUGGUGGACUUCAACCCUGAUGAGGAAGAAGAAAUAUACAGGAGAAAUGGUGGUCUCUUUGGAAACCACUUGAAUCAUGUAAAUGGAGACCACCGAGGCCCCACCCAUUCCACUAAUGUUACAAAGCGACCACUACAAGUCCCACCUGUUCCUUUCUACAUCCAGGUGGAUCCCCCUCCACACCCACUCUACUCCCCAAAUCAGGAUUUUCACCCCUGCUCCCAUUCAAACCCCAACUCUAUAUACCUUAAAUCUCCCAAAUCUUCAAACUCCAACCUCAACAAUGCCAACGUGCCAUGCGGGCCCACCUUGUCCAUUGGUGGGCAGUGUCCAUCUCAUGCUGAUGGGCCCAGGAGCCGGGUCUCUUCCCUGGGUUCCUACCUCAACCUCAGGAGCGAUGGAGAAUCACACCAAAAGUCUCAUUUUAAGAGACCACGUUACUAUGAGACCUACAUUAGGUCAGAUGCGACAGCUGGUUGCUAUCCCACAAUCUGCCGAGAAGACUCCACCCAUGAUCCACCCAGCGAUGAUGAUAGAGCCUCAGGGGAGUACUACAGCGGAGAGGAGUAUCACGAGGAAGACCUAAUGCUUUCAGGGGACAGGUCGCACAGAGAGUAUCAGGACACCGUCAGUGAUUUUGAGCCAGAUACUCCCGAUGGGUACCAGGAGUGUUUUUAUGAUGAUGACGAGCAGCCCAUUUUCCAGGAACCCAAGAAGUCACCCAAGAGGAGGCUUCUCCCCUCAACGCCCCAAACUCCUCUCCGGCCUUCCUUCAACUUUGAAUGUUUGCGCAGACAAAGCAGCCAGGAUGAGAUCCCCCUUUCUCCCUCGUUUCAUCAUCAUACCGCUCUACCUCUGCAACUAAUGCAGCAUCAGGUGAUGGCUGUAGCUGGACUGGACUCCAGCCGACUCUCUCCUACUCGCUCUAUCCACUCAUGGGUCACACCCCCAGCCACGCCCCCAUCGUACACCCCUCUGAUUCAGGUUGACUGGCAUGGAGCAUCGCCCAGCACCUGCAGCACUCCAGCACUUGCACGCCGCAGCUCCUGGUACACCCAGCAGGGCCAUGACAAGUCCCACAGAUCAGCUACACCCACCCGCUCCCACCUGCAAAUCCCACCUGGCUACUGCAGUCAGUACCUGCAGCAGAGAGGCAGUGCUCAUAGUCUGGUAGAGGCGGUAUUGAUAUCAGAGGGACUUGGAAAAUAUGCAAAGGACCCAAAGUUUGUGGCAGCAACAAAACAUGAGAUUGCCGAUGCCUGUGAGAUGACCAUUGACGAGAUGGAAAGUGCCGCUAGCAAUUUGCUGAAUGGUAGUCUAGGUGAUGUGGCAGGAUCAGACAGCACAGGGACAUCCCAGAGCAACACGGAUCGUAAUCUCCAUGACUACAGUGAUGAAGAAGUGGAGCCAAGCAGCAAGUAUGAGGAGGACCUCACAGAUGAAAUGAUAUGCAUCUCAAAUUUAUAGCAUUUUCUUUUUUAAAAAAGUACAAAAAAAGGAAAAAACAAAACAAAACAAAACAUAAACUACGAAAGAAGUAAUAGUGCCUUUUAGGGGAGUGGAGACCAGAAGUCUCUCUGGGUUGAUCAACCAAGCAAAAUUCUAUUCUUAGCCAUCCAUCUUUCAACAAGCUGACACUCUGGUACAUGGCUUGCUACAGGGAAAUAGUUAGACAUGAGAAAUGUGAGGAAAGCUCUGAAAUGCGUGUUUCUUUUCCAAAAGGCUUUCAAAGUAUAUUUUUCCACAUUCUUUACAUAUCAACCAAAAACGUCUCCUUUUGCAGUCAUAUCCCUCUCCAUUGCCUUACCCAUGUGCACAAAAGACAUGAGAGUAAAACUGAAGUUAGACAUAGUUUUGUACACUGCUAUUCACUGCCCAUUCCAAAUGUCACUCAAUAAGAGGCCACAAAACAGCUCAUUAAAACUGCUCAGCAAUAUAUCAUAUACACCAACCAUAUUAUCAAACUUGAAAGACAGACUUCUUUUUACUCCCUCAUGCAUAUGCAGCUCAGACCAGGCAAGUUUUUCCCCAGCUUUAAUAGACCAUUUUAAAUUCACUAGAUGAUUACAGAAAAUUAUGAAUUAGUCUUUAUACAGAUGAUCUUUAGUAUAUUUUACUAAAAGAAAAAAAACUUCCCACAAGUAUAGCAAUAUUCCCUGCUUUUGGAAAACGAUAAAAUGAUGGCGCUACAGAAGCUUAAUGUAAAUGUUGAUUUUGCCUUUUUAUCAUGGUUAAUAUUUCAGUCUAGCCAUGCGAAGAUGGCCUGAGCCAAUGUGAAAGCAAAAUGCACACGAUAUGCAUAAGACCUACUUGUAACAGCUCCCAAAAAUGAUAUAGUAUGUGCUCACGAAACCUUGAUUUGAUCAAAAAACAUUUUUCAAGCAGGUACACGUUUGACUGAGAUAACACAAAAAAUGUCAUUUUUUGGGAAGUGAUGUACAUUGGAGGAUGUGCUUUUGUGCAUAUUGUGUGCAUAUUAAGUGCACACGUAGAUUUAUGCAUUACUAAUGCUGCUUUACAUGUUGACACAAGAAACCAUUUUGUACUAACAGAAAAACCACUUAAUCACAUUCAAGUACCGCGUUUUCUCCAAGAUGCUUAUCUAGAACAGGCAAUGUACUGUUUUCAUGUUGGAGGCUUUUGUUGUUCAGAAACUUUUAUACUUUUCAUGUAUUUUUUUUCAAAGAACGCAUGUGAAACAUUCUAUUGUCCUUGUCACGCACUCCUACUCCUCAGGUGAAGUACUACCUACACGUCUGCACUACCCAAUAGCUGCUAACUCCACACUGCACCUCUGCUACCUCUACCAGUCAGGGUCUAGCAAAGUCAGCAUGUUCCCUUUGUGACCAAAGACAUUGGGAUAGAAAGCGCAAAAUCCUCAGAAACCAGAACUCAGUGCUGAACCAGUUAGCCAUUGCCCUUCUCGCGUACCCACAAGAACCAGAUUGUUACCAAAACUGCUCCCUCAAAAGCUGCAUGUGUCUCAUCCUGUCAUUUACAAGCUGCUGUCUGAGAGGGCUUUCUGAGUGAGGAGGAGCCAUACUUCCUCCAUAAAUGUGGUUAUCAAUGAAUGGAAGCUGGUGGGUAACAAGUGUCUAGGAGCUUUCGUUCAUGGUUAGCAGGUUAACAAUUCACAUAAUGCUCUCCAAUCAGCUAAAAGUCUACCAACUAAUUAAUGAGUGCAAUAAGAGCAAACAUGGUUGAAUCAGUGUGAACAGUUAUUUGAAGGGCCUAAAUGUUGAUCGUCAGCCUUGAGGACGUAGGAAACACCAUAAACAGGCACUGCUGCUAGUGCCUGCUGAAUCAUCACCCACUUUUUAGGGUGCCAACUCCCAGGACAUUUGUAUCUUGAUCUUCAAACAAAUGAAACCCUUUGUUUGCUGAGCCAUACAGCUUUCUUCACCCUUUCAUUCUUGCCUAGAGAACUUUUAACCUACAAAAAAAACUGCCUUUAUGCACUUUUUCCAAGCAACUGUACAUAAGAGACUCUUUUAUAAACUACAUUUGAUGAAAUGUCACAUUUGUCCAGGUGAGUAUACAUUACAUAUCAGUGUUUUUACUUCAGAGUCAGUUUGUAUGCUCCAUUCGUCGUCUCCUAUUCUAGUGAAAUUCCAGGGAUGGAUUUUGUUUA
Molecule: messenger RNA, 9249 nt
Organism: Colossoma macropomum (tambaqui)
Lineage: Eukaryota; Metazoa; Chordata; Actinopteri; Characiformes; Serrasalmidae
Gene: cacna1db
Product: calcium channel, voltage-dependent, L type, alpha 1D subunit, b
Exons: 49
Coding region: 453-7085 (2210 amino acids)
Biological process (GO): calcium ion import across plasma membrane
Cellular component (GO): voltage-gated calcium channel complex; membrane
Molecular function (GO): high voltage-gated calcium channel activity
Source: RefSeq, a predicted model, not a curated record